AUGGACCAAACAGGCCAAUUCGUGUCACCUUCGGUGUCGCUGCUCUCUGGUGAGACUCUGGUUCUAGACGAUCUGCCAGCGGGCACUCGAAUUUCUGAUGUGAAGCAGCACCUGCGGCGGCGCUGGACACACCUGAAGGAGAAGGCGAUUCAGCUCUCCGAUGGAGUGCGGAUGCUCCGCGACACGGAGGUCCUCCAAGACGUUGGCUCCAAGAUGACAGUCGUGAUAGGCGAGGCCUCCACCUGCAGCGUGGAGGAGGCCAUGAAGGCCAUCAACGCUACAUGCACAGAGACGGGGAAGAGCUACAGCUGCAAGGUCGUCUCCUGGGAUGAUGUCUGCCGCAGUCAUGGGCCUGCCGAUGCUCUGAGCGCUGGUGGGCCCAACAUCACGGACUCCAGGCUCAAGGCCCGCAGUGGCCAAGCUCUGUACACAGUGCGGAGCUGCAACUGGAACGAGAGGCUUGGGAAAGUAUCGGCCGAUGAGAUCUUUGUGCUCGUCCCUGGACAGGAGGACAAGCAGGAGCUUGCACCUGUCUCGUUGCGAGAGUACUUGAAGAACAUUGGCGAGUACGGAGGCUAUGCAGGUCUUGCGCCUGACACGGAUCUAUCGGAUCUAGAAGCCGACGAUGCGGUGAGCAUCAGGUUUCAGACCACCUUCCUUCCUGUCCUGGAGGACGGAAGUAUGGAAUUCUGCGCGGAGGCUUACAACUACCAGACCCGGUCCGAGGAAGAUCCGAAGAACCUGGUCCUUCUCUGCACCUCGCAAGGGGCAGCUUUGCAACAGCAGGGCAUGGGUAAUCAGCGGCUCUUCUUGCAUGACGUCCAGGCCGAUGGCCGCGUUUCGCGGAGAUGGCUGGAGGCGCAGCGCACCGGCCAUCGGGUGGGCGGCAGCCAGGAAGAGAGCAGCGAAGCGGCAGCUGCUGCUGCCGAAGUGGCCGCGGCCGCUGCAGAAGCUGCUGCAGAGGCGCGGGAAGCUGCGGAAGCGUUUCAAGACGGCUCUGAGUCUGCGGAGGCCCAGGAGGCCCUUCGCGUGGCAGCAGAGGCCCAGGAGGCCAGCCGACAGGCAGCGCAGGAGGCUGCAGAGCGCACUGCUCGUGCAGCGGAGGCAGAGCAUGCUGCAAGUGAGGGGAAGGCAAUCGCACGAAGCUUCGGCAUGGCUGCUAUGGGCAGCCGCUGCAACAUGUUGAUGACCAUCCAGGUGCCCUUGCAGCAGACAGCUCCUCCGCUUCCAAAACCGUAUCUCUCCUGGCCAGCAGUUGCGCCUCCAAAGCCUGGAAGCAACUGUGGCAUUGAUCUUGGCGCCACAAAUGCACGUGUUGCCAUUUUCGAAGGGAACAAUGCCACUGUGUUGGUCAACGGGCAGGGCAACCGCGAAACUCCGUGCUGCAUCGCAGUGAAGGACGGUCAGCUCUUGGUGGGCGAAGCAGCACAAGCGAGUGGCUUACCGGCAGAGGACAUUGUCUUCGGUGUGAAGCGACUGCUGGGACGGAAAUGGACCUCUCCCGACUUGGCCGAAGACCUCCGGCGCCUGCCAUUCCGGGUCGUCGAGGGCAAGAACCAGAUACCUCUCAUUCCUGUCCGCUGGGGCGAAGAAGAGAAGCUCCUUCAUCCUGAAGAAGUUCUGGCGCUCAUCUUGGGUGAGAUGAAGAAAAUGAUCAUUGAGCACACGGGCAUUGCGGACACGAAGUCCAUUGGCGCCGUUCUGACGGUCCCGGCCUCCUUCAACGACGCGCAGCGCCAGGCGGCAAAAGACGCGGGAGCAAUUGCGGGCUUCAAUGUGCUCAGGAUCAUCAACGAGCCGACUUCAGCUGCAAUCGCCCUGGGUUUGGACAAGGGUUGUUCGGAGCGCAAUGCCGUGUUCGUGGACAUGGGGGGCUGCUCCACAGACGUCACCGUCCUGACUAUCGAGGAUGGUAUCUUCGAGAUCAAGUCCACUGCCGGGUCUGCACGCCAUGGUGGCGAGGACUUGGAUGCACGUUUGCUCGAAUACUGCCUAGAGCAAUUCUCCCGGGAGCACCCCGGUGUGGACCUCCGUGCACGACCAAGAGCUCUCCGUCGGCUUCAGAAAGCGUGCGAGCGAGCAAAGUGUAGGCUAAGCCACGACAUCCAGGCUGUGAUCGAAGUUGACUCAUUGUUCGAGGACCACGACUUCUCCUGCCAGAUCACGCGUGCCCGCUUCGAGGAGCUGGUCAAAGAGCAGUUGCAGCAGCCAGUACGGCUGCUCAAAGACGCGAUGGAGGAGAGUGGCCUUACGAAAGAAAGCAUCAACGAGGUGGUCUUAGUGGGAGGCUGUGCACGCAUCCCGAAGCUGCAGGAGCUGGUCAAGGAGUUCUUCGGUGGCAAGGAGCUGAUCGUCAGCAGCCAAGCCAACGAAGACGUUGCCAAGGGUGCCGCUAUUCAGGCAGCUAUCCUGUGUGGGGCUGGUGGCGUUGUCCAAGACCUGCUGUUGUUGGAUGUCACACCUCUGUCGAUCGGCUACGAGUCCGCCAACGGUGCUAUGUCCAGGGUGAUUGAACGCAACACGACCAUUCCCACACGGCGCUCAUUGGUCCUCACAACCCACGAAGACAACCAGAGGAGCGUGAAGCUUCGAAUCUUUGAGGGCGAGCGGGCUUCCUGUGCCGAAAACAACUUCCUGUCGGAAUUUGUGCUCGAUGGCUUGCCCCCAGCUCCACGUGGAGUGCCACAGAUCAAGGUCGAGUUCGACAUCGAUGCAAACGGCAUUCUGCACGUCUCUGCGACAGAAGGGAGCACUGGCAAGUCGAACCAAAUAACCGUCACCAAUGACAAGGGCAAGCUCACGCAGAGCGCCAUUGAAGAGAUGGUUAAGGCUGCUCAGUCAGCGCAGCUUGGCACGGCAGAGCUGGCUGCAGCAGACGAGAAGGCGGGAUAUGGCACCGCCAACGCCGCGCGCGUGAGCUGCGGUCAGCAUGAAGACUACUGGCCCGGUCUUCGGAUUCGAGAGCCCAGGCGGGAUCGCAAGCAACGGUGCACAAUCACGGUUCAGUUUUACCACACGGUAUCCGGAGGUGUCCCAUCUCCGGAGGAUGUCCUGGCAGCGAUCGACGACAUGGAAUCUUUGUACAGGCACUGCGAGUGGAACGGUCGUUUAGCUGAGAAGGGGGCAGAUUUCGCCAAGUCCACGCAAUAA
This is a messenger RNA of Symbiodinium sp. CCMP2592, 3150 nucleotides long. Lineage: Eukaryota; Dinophyceae; Suessiales; Symbiodiniaceae. The record is from the annotation of a GenBank genome assembly.